GUGCUCCUGCCUGCAAGAAUUCAUAUCAGCUCCAAGCAGAAUUUGCAGUAUGGUUGGCUGGCUUAUAUGUUGGGAGACAGAGCUACAAAAAAGUUCACUGAAUACAGCAAAAUCUUCACAGUGGAGGGGAACUUAUCUUCUGGGAAGGGCAAGCUUGCACAACAAAUAGCAGAAAAACUAGGAAUGAAAUAUUUCCCAGAAGCAGACAUCCAUUACCUAGACAGAAUCACGGGAGAUGGAACAUUGCUGCAUGAGAAAUUUAAUGGUUUCUGUAACCUAGAGAGAUUUUACAAUGAUCCGAAAUGCCCUGAUGGACACUCUUAUCGACUACAAGCUUGGCUGUUUGGUAACCGUGUUUUACAGUACGCUGAUGCGUUGGAGCAUUUGCUGACCACAGGACAAGGUGUGGUGAUGGAGCGCUCUCCCUACAGCGACUUCGUAUUUCUGGAUGCAAUGUUUAAACAAGGCUAUAUCCACAAGCGAUGUCUUGAUCACUACAAGGAGAUCAAAGAGAUCAGCAUUUGUGAAUUCCUGCCACCUCACUUGGUCAUCUAUAUAGAUAUGCCCGUCCCAGAGGUGCAGAAGAGGAUUCAAGAGAAAGGCGAGCCAUAUGAGAAAAAGGUGUCUCCUUUGUAUCUCCAGAGCAUUGAGGAUGCUUACAAGAAAACCUUCUUACCAGAGAUCAGUGAGACCAGUGAAGUUCUGCAGUACACAGCAACUGAGGCAGAGGACGUGGAGAAGGUAAUCGAAGACAUUGAGUACCUGAAGUUUGACAAGGGGCCGUGGCUGGAGCAGGAUGAUGUUUCUUUCCAUCAUUUGAGACUUUAUGUUCAGGACAAAGAUGGAGUGCUGGAUCCUGCAGCCAUCCCUCGCUUCAUUCCAGAAAUCACAAUUGGAGGCAGUGAAUAUGAUAAAAUCUAUUAUGAGUAUCGAUCGCUUCCUGGUCGCAAUUUUAAGAAAGGCUACAACGCUGAUGUUGGUGACAAGUGGAUCUGGCUGAAAUGAGGUUUGCCUCCCUUUGGAGCCCUAACUGCGAUGGACCACAGAACUUGAGUGAAGAAGAAGCCGAGUUCAGUGUGCCUGCUCCGCAUCAAUUGUGUAGCACGAAGAAAAUGCUGGUUUAAAUCAUCUUCCAGCUACAGCAUAAGAGAAUAGACUCCUAGAAGGGAAAUCACUUUAUUCUGGUUUGUUCUUCCCUGAUGAAUUCAGGGUGCUUUGUCUUUGGAUGUUUGAUAGUCAAUGUGUGAUAGCAAAGUGAUCUGGUAUUACAGGGGCAGGCUUAAGAUCAAUGCUGAACUUUCUCUUCCAAGACUGUGGCAUAUUAUUACACAAAAUUAUUGUUGUUUUGCUGAAUCAAGAGAAAUUAAACCUGUAUCCUCUUGGCUCUCACAAAGUUAAUUUCUUGCUCUGUCAUGCAUGGUGUUUUAUGAGUUUCAUUAGAAGAGUGUACAUGCUAAAAAAACCACACUUGCAUCAUGUUUUGAAAGCC
Molecule: messenger RNA, 1489 nt
Organism: Nipponia nippon (crested ibis)
Lineage: Eukaryota; Metazoa; Chordata; Aves; Pelecaniformes; Threskiornithidae
Source: RefSeq, a predicted model, not a curated record